AUGUCCGUUGUUGCUCACACCGUCAGCUACAAGCAAGCCGUUGAAAGGAAACGACAGGCGGACUGCAAAGCUCUCAUUGAGAAAAUGAAAGAGUUGCUGGUCCUGAAAGGAUAUGCACUGCCAGGGGAAUUGACAAGCCAAGAGCUCACCCUUUUCAAAGUGGUGCACACAAUCACCGGAGAAAACUUGCUCCCGAAAUUUGAAGAAAAAUUCCUCAAAAAAAAUGUAGAGUGUAAGAUGUCGAGACAAGAGCGAGGAGAAUUGAAGAAGGAGCGAGAGCAAUACAGAAGACAAAAGAUAGAGGCAUCCAUCAACCUUCUGGAGGAGUUCAUUUUUGCCAAAGGGCUCACGGGAGGCAGAAACUUACACCUGACUCGCGUGCGAACCCUCCAACUGACGCUGGAUUAUCUCCAGACCCUCGAAAUCUUCCCUUCUCCACCAAUCACUCCACAACUUCUAUCAUUCUCUAUUGAGCGCCUUCUUGCUCCAGAAGACAAGAACACUGAAUAUUUAAAAUCUCUGAAUCGCAUUUUUACUAUUUAUUCUGCCUAUAUUAGCUCCCAGUCACCAUCUCUUUGA
Molecule: messenger RNA, 579 nt
Organism: Caenorhabditis briggsae
Lineage: Eukaryota; Metazoa; Nematoda; Chromadorea; Rhabditida; Rhabditidae
Exons: 3
Coding region: 1-579 (192 amino acids)
Molecular function (GO): protein dimerization activity
Source: RefSeq, a predicted model, not a curated record